Molecule: messenger RNA, 823 nt
Organism: Pocillopora meandrina
Lineage: Eukaryota; Metazoa; Cnidaria; Anthozoa; Scleractinia; Pocilloporidae
Source: the annotation of a GenBank genome assembly
AUGAACUUUAUUCAGCAUUCUACAAGCUUUAAACUUUUCAAUAAAAAGCUAACUAAACGUCCUGAAAAUAUAGUCCCACGUAUAUUUUCAACAUAUUCUUGAAACCCGAAAGGACCAAAUUUCCCACUUUAUCGUAAAUACCAACCUUUAAGGUAUAAACAUUGGAAAGUAACUCAGAAUAAUGUAUGACGUCUUUGGCAUGAAUUCUUACAAACACUAUAUAACUUCCAACAAUGGACUAAACACUCCAAACACUCCAUUGCGGUUGUUCAAAGCGGUUAAAAAUAUGUUAGGAGCUGGGAAAAAACUGCACUGGAGCGGCGACGAACUGUAACGUGAAAUCCGGCUGCCGAAGGGCGAAAAAUGACCGCUUGGAAAUGGCAAGCGAAAAAACUGACCCGAAAAGGCUUACACGUCCUUUAGAUGCUAUCAAAUAUAUUACAAUAAAUUACUCGACUAACACGCCAAAAUAUAUUCCGCACGCACGACGAACUAACGUACAAAAAUCCCAAAGGGAAAACAAAAGACACUAAUAAACGGGUGUUUAGUUCUUUACACACUAUAUGCACAAAGUAACGUACCGGAUUGGUCUGAGAAACUUCAAGCUGUUAUUCAAAAUCAGGAAGAGCCAGAUAUUGAGCUUGUUCAGUUAGAUGCAAACAUGCGUGAGGAAUGGAUGAUAUUAUCAGACCUUAGAACCUCCUUUGACAAUUCGUCAGAUGAAACUUCCUCAUCAUCAAAUUACUGGCAUAGAGACAGAGCUACGUACUCUGAACAACAAAUUGAUGAGAUGCCUACGUGGGUAAAAACAAAGAAAGAGUAA